AUGGCAGAAGAGAAGACUAUCAACAGUGGGAAGGACCACUCUGAACCCCCGACAGAACAUCAUGGCAUCGACCAGGAGACCAAGCUCGAGUCUGCAGACGUGGUUGAGGACGUGAAUUCCGACGAGGAGGAGGAGCCAGUCGUGACGUUCAAGACAUGGAUUGUCGUGGGGAUUCUGUCCUGCGGCUACGGUCUGUCCUUCUGGCCCAUUCCAGUCAUGGCAAAUAUCGGGGGCCUCAUCGCCGGGGAGCUCGACGCCCCGUCGGAAUACAUCUGGUUCAUCCCUUCCUGGACGAUAUCCAUCACCGUUUGCUUUAUGCUGUGUGGCGCAAACACCGACAUGCUUGGCCGACGUUGGUUUUUGACCCUUGGAAAUCUGAUAUGCACCGUUGGCCACAUUGUCACUGCUUCCUCCAAGAACGUCAACGCCGUCAUCGCAGGAAUGGCUAUAUCAGGAUUCGGUGGAGCCAACUGCCAGAUGGCUGCAUUUGCGCUGCCUGAAUUGCUCCCGAACAAAUGGCGCCAUAUCGGCGUCGUGAUAGCAGACGUGACGACGCUUCUGGCCGUCAUCCUUGCGCCGAUUACUGGUCUGUACGGCUUCCACUCGCACUCGUGGCGAUGGAACUUUUAUGCCGCGGCAAUUGCACAGUUCCUGUCAUUUCUCGGACUGCUCUUCCUCUAUUUCCCUCCCGCCCAUCCAUACGGAUUACCGGUGAAGAAGGUGCUACCGAAGAUUGACUAUGUCGGGGGCGCCUUGUUCGUUGCGGGUGCAGUCCCCGCGCUUGUCGGAAUGGUGUAUACCACGGUCGUGCCGUCGGACGAUGCACACGUCGUCGCCCCGUUGGUGAUUGGAUUCUUCUUCAUCGUCUGCUUUGCGCUGUGGGAGACGUUCUCACGCAGCGAGCAUCCGUUGACCCCGACGUACGUCUUCGCGUCGUCCCGGGGCCGCGACUUCACGGCGCCGGCGAUCGCGCUGGCCGUGGUCAACAUGUUCUACUACUCCGGGAGCAUUCUGUGGCCGACCAUCAUCAACGCCUUCUACACCGACGGCGGGGCCGACUGGCACUACGCCAUCGUGCUGUCCCUGCCGCAGGGGCUGGCCAUCACCCUCGGCGCCUUGAUGCUAUCCGUCUUGGGCGGCAGGAUCAAGAACUGGCAGUGGCAGUUGACGGGGUCGGUCUUCGUCAUGGUCCUCUUCGGCUCGCUCUUGGCCAUGGUGUCGCCCACGAACAAGGGCCUGAUGAUCGCCUUCAUCUUCCUGUCGCAGUGCGGCUACGGCUGGGCCAUUUACCUGUCCAUUGCGGUGGCCCAGAUGGGCGUUGAGCACAAAGAUCUGGGAUUGAGUGGUGGCAUCGCCGGCGUUUUUCGAUUUGCUGCCGGGUCGAUUGGCGCGGCCGUGUACACGACAAUCCUCACCAACGAAACGAACAAGUCAAUGGCCAAGCUCGUUCCCGCCGCCGCCGUUGCCGCCGGCCUGCCCCAGUCGAAGAUCCCCGACCUGCUCAGCGCCAUUGGCACCCCGGCCCUGGCGAAGGAGUUCAGCCAAGCCGUCGUCGCGGCGGUAGGACCAGCCGUAGACCAGGCUCAUGUGCACGGUAUCCGAAUGGUGGCGUUUGCGUCGUUGGCUUUUGGCAUUGUCGGCAUCAUCGCGUGCAUGUGCUGCAAGGACGUCGACAAGAAGAUGAACAACAAGGUAAACCCUCCCCAAGCGGAUAGGAGUGCGAACAAAGGCUGA
Messenger RNA from Fonsecaea pedrosoi CBS 271.37, 1734 nucleotides. RefSeq lists its product as uncharacterized. Gene Ontology annotation, biological process: transmembrane transport. Gene Ontology annotation, molecular function: transmembrane transporter activity. The record is from RefSeq and is a predicted model, not a curated record. NCBI's taxonomy places the organism in Eukaryota, Fungi, Ascomycota, Eurotiomycetes, Chaetothyriales, Herpotrichiellaceae. The transcript has 10 exons. Bases 1 to 1734 code for a protein of 577 amino acids.